GAAAUAACGGAAUAAGGGGAAAGUUUCGAAGCUUCCAUCGCGGUGGUUGAACUCGCCAAACUUGGAAAUCCACUGUACAGAAAAUAUAGAGGAAUUCGGAUCCUUACCGGACCCGACCCACCGUAGUUCUCAGGUCGACGGCGUUGUUCCUACUCGGAUCACAGCUUCAGAAUCGCCAAGAUUUCACGUUCUUCCUCAAUGUUCUUUCUUGUUAGGGGUUGAAUGAAUUAUGGGAGAACCCUCUCUUACCAGUGACCAAUCACCUCAUGUGGAACACAGUGACAUUCAUAAAGAGGGAGAUGAAGAUGCCCCAAUUUCAGAGUUAGAUGGUUAUCAUGGAAGGAAGGAAUUUGUUGCACCCGCUGUCGGAAUGGAAUUUGAAUCUUAUGAAGAUGCUUACAAUUACUAUAAUUGUUAUGCUAAGGAAGUUGGUUUUCGUGUCAGAGUGAAGAAUUCAUGGUUUAAGCGGAAUAGUAGGGAAAAGUAUGGUGCGGUACUUUGUUGCAGCAGCCAAGGUUUCAAAAGAAUUAAAGAUGUCAACCGAUUACGGAAGGAUACCAGAACUGGUUGUCCUGCAAUGAUCAGGAUGAGGCUCGUGGACUCACAAAGAUGGAGGAUUCUUGAAGUUUCACUUGAGCAUAACCAUUUAUUAGGGUCUAAGAUUUACAAGUCGAUAAAGAAGAUGAACGGUGGUGCUAAGAGGAAGAUACAAUUAAGCUCUGAUGCAGAAGAUCGAACUAUCAAAUUGUAUCGAGCACUUGUGAUUGAUGCUGGUGGCAGUGGGACAUCAGAUUCUAGUGUCAAAAAAGUUAGGAUUUUUCCUGACCAUCCAAAUCAUUUAAACCUUAAAAAAGGUGAUUCGCAAGCCAUUUAUAACUACCUAUGCCGCAUGCAGUUGACUAACCCGAAUUUCUAUUACUUGAUGGAUCUCAAUGACGAAGGUCGCCUACGUAAUAUGAUUUGGGUUGACGCUCGAUCAAGAGCUGCAUGUGCUUUUUUCGGUGAUGUUGUUUGCUUUGACAAUUCAUAUUUGUCUAAUAAAUAUGAGAUUCCCCUUGUGGCAUUUGUUGGAAUAAAUCACCAUGGUCAAUCAGUGCUGCUUGGUUGUGGCCUCUUGGCUGGUGAGACAACAGAAUCUUAUACUUGGUUAUUUAGAGCUUGGCUGUCAUGUACAUCGGGCCGCUCUCCUCAAACAAUUAUUACGGAUAGGUGCAAGCAUUUGCAAGCUGCAAUUGCAGAAGUAUUGCCAAAGUCUCAACAUCGCUUUGGUUUGUCAUAUAUCAUGAAGAAAGUGCCCGAGAAGCUGGGAGGACUGCGGAAUUAUGAUGCCAUCAGAAAGGCAUUUAAUAAAGCAGUUUAUGAAACUCUGAAGGUCAUUGAAUUUGACUCUGCUUGGGGAUUCAUGAUCCAGCGAUUUGGAAUUAGCGACCAUGAAUGGCUUAGAUCUCUAUUUGAAGAUCGAGGUCGGUGGGCUCCUGUUUAUUUGAAAGACACAUUUUUUGCUGGAAUGUCUUCCAUGCGUCGAGGGGAGAAGCUAAAUCCCUUUUUUAAUAAGUAUGUCCACAAACAAACCCCGUUGAAAGAAUUUCUUGACAAGUACGAACUGGCUUUACAAAAGAAGCACAAGGAAGAAGCCUCUGCCGACAUAGAAUCAAGAAACUCUUCCCCCGCUUUAAAAACAAGAUGUACUUUUGAGUUGCAGCUCUCUAAAGUGUUUACUAGAGAAAUAUUCACAAAAUUCCAGUUCGAAGUUGAAGAAAUGUAUUCAUGCUUCAGCACAACACAGUUACAAGUUGAUGGUCCGUUGGUCAUAUUCUUGGUGAAGGAACGCGUAGUGAGCGAGGGUAACAGGAGGGAGAUUCGAGAAUACGAGGUUCUUUACAACAGAACAGCAGGCGAGGUUCGUUGUAUAUGCAGUUGCUUUAACUUCUAUGGAUACCUAUGUCGCCAUGCCUUGUGUGUACUUAAUUUCAACGGGGUCGAGGAGAUUCCUUCUAGGUACGUCUUAUCGCGAUGGAAGAAGGAUUAUAAGAGAUUGUAUGUUUCGGAUCAUGAAACCAAUGUUGCUGAUGAUAACGAGCUCGUGCAAUGGUUCAAUCAGCUGUACAAAAGUGCCUUGCAAGUUGUAGAAGAAGGUGUAAUUUCUCUUGACCAUUACAAAGCUGCAUUGCAAGCCUUUGAGGAAUCAUUAAGUAAGGUUCAUGAAGCAGAAGAGAAACAUUAAUAACUCUGCUUGAAGACUGAAGCUCAAUUGAAAUAACAUGCUCCUCUAGAUAUAAAUAGCUCUUUUUUUUUUUUUUUUUUUUUUUGGGGUUAUACCAUUGAUAGGAAAAUUUUACUGUGAAUUAGUGUAAAGUCGUCUUCACUUUUUUUGUGAAUCUUGUGCCUGUUUAUCUCUUCUCCAUGAAAUUGGAGGUACUAAAAGUAAGAAGAAUGGGGGAGAUCUAAACUAAAGGGGAAAAUUUUAUUCCUGGCUAUUGACAGCAAAAGUUCCAAUUUUAAUGUUCUUUAUUUGAAGAGAAUGAGAUCCAACCAAGAAUGUUACUCUUGUCAAAA
Messenger RNA from Benincasa hispida (wax gourd), 2556 nucleotides. RefSeq names its product FAR1-related sequence 6 (gene FRS6). NCBI's taxonomy places the organism in Eukaryota, Viridiplantae, Streptophyta, Magnoliopsida, Cucurbitales, Cucurbitaceae. The record is from RefSeq and is a predicted model, not a curated record. Gene Ontology annotation, molecular function: zinc ion binding. Gene Ontology annotation, biological process: regulation of DNA-templated transcription.